GUCCAUUACACACAGAUCCUAAGAUUAUUAUUUUUAACUUUCAUAUCAAGUGUUCUCAGUCGUAAAAGUAAAGGGUUGCUACGUUUUUUUGUUUUUUGUAACUGAAUUUUUUUUUUUUCACCUGUGUUAGGUCUUGGGGUAUCAGCAAGGAUGUGUUUCUUUUUUCCUUUCUUUUGAAACGUGUAAGUUGAAUUUUAAUACAAAUUAAUGGAAAAUUUCAUUUCAAUAUACUUUAUAUUAACCGUAUCGUUUAUGACGCGAGUAAUGCUCAAACUCAAUAAAGAACAGGAAUGUUAUAACUUAAAACACAUCGUUCGGGUCCUUCAAAGAAUAGGUCUAUUCACAAGUCCAGUGUUGGGAUUCCCCAAUGUGACGUCGCUUAGGGUGAGAAAACUCUUGGCAAAAACCCAUACCGUUAACUCAAGUUUUAAUUAACUAAUUAACUUGAGUUUGGGUUAGUGUCACCUGGUACAGUAAACUGUAAACUCAUAACUCAUGUCGUAGCCAUAGUGUCACCCACCCUUUAGGGGGGGGGGGGGGGGGGGGGGCGACUUCCAGGAUGGAUUUGUUAUUGUUAAAAUAAGUCCACAGUAUAAAAAGAACAGAAACAAAUUAAUUAAUCGUUAGGAGUUAAGUGUAUUUAAAAACUGUAACAAUGUUAAAUUAUAGUUAUUUUUAUAUUAAAGUCACUUUAUUUAAAUUUUUCUUUCCUGGUUUUCUAAGCUGCAAAGCUGUCAAUCCAUUGGCCUUGACCAAAAUCAAUGACAAUAUCCUUAUCAGUAACUCAUCAUAGAAAGAGGUUAAUUUUGGAACGACACCAAAACUCUUCUUUACUUACUGAUAGUAGACUCUUAGGUUGAACAGCACUAACAUAUCUGCUACUUCCUUGAUCGCUGAUGAUCUGAUCUGGAGUUCAGAAUGAAAACAUCAUCUUUACAUUCCAUUUCAUCAUCUGGCUACUGUUUUCUUCUCACAGAUAGAGCCCAGCAUCUAUUAAUUGUUCUCCUGCCUUUCACUUCUUAAACCUUAAUCUUCUCUCUACAAAAAAUUCCAUAUUGGUCUAAUUUUAAAAGUACCUUUUCAAUAGCAUGUUCCACCAAGUGACAGGCUUCUCGUGCAGAAACCAUCUUAAGGCCUCUAGGUUGGUCACCUCUUUGGCAAGAGUAAACCCUUUGGUAUAGUCUGCAGAUACUUCCGUAAAAGAUUAACUUCCUCAAAUAGAUCAGCUCAAAGGUAAAGGUAGCAGAUAAACAUGAAAUCACAGACAGCAUGUAAAAGACCUUCUUCUAUAUUAUCUUUAGGGCCCACUAUCAAUGUAUUGAUCUUUCUGGCUCUUAUUUAUGGAGAGGGAUUUGCUAUUUUUCUGUGCCUGGUUUUGAAGAGGAUAAUUCUCUAGUUGCAAGGGAAUGGCUACAACAGGAACUGGGGGUUGAAAGGGCUGAGGCAAGAGACAGACACAAAUGAAUCAAGUGUUUUCACCUUAACUGUUCAUUUUGGAAGCUUGUUCCAGUCACUGAUUGUCCUUGGCAUGAAUAAGCAGUUCCUGUGCUGAGUUCUUGCUUUAAUGAGCCGGGACUGCCUGUCAUGGCCUCAUCGCUGUCUAGGGGGGAGAGGGGCGAGUUUCUGUUUAAAACUGGAGGAGUGGACCAGUCAAUUUUUAUCUUUUACAUCAUGGAGAGCCUGGAUAAUUGUCGUUCUUCCAAUGGUGACCAAUCCUGUGUUUUCAGCAUACUGCCAACACUUGAGGUGUUCCUGUAGCUGUUCAAGACAAAGCGUGCUGCCUGUCCCUGGACCUCCUUCAACCUGUCGAUGCUCUUCUGGGUGAAUGGGUCCCAAACUGAAUAUGUGCUAUCUAGGCUUUAUAGGCUUUUUCUUUCACACUGUGCUGUAUGACAACUGUGCUCUAAUGUUAAGGGGCGGAACUAGUGACGAAUCUGCGAAAAUAUUAAUUUGGAACAUUUUUGGGUUUCGAAAUAUAUGCAGCCCUAUUUACCCUCAUACUCUUAAAAUCGUAAAAUAUCAUCAUAAAAUCGUUCUAUACACUAUAUUUAUUGUAAUAAAUAAACAUACAGUAAAUACAAUCUAUAUACCUCAAAAUUGUACAUUGUAUGCCAAAAUCGUAUGAGUAAACAGGUCUGUAUAUGGUUUCAAAAACAUUUUUUUAAAAAUUUAAACAAAUUUUAAUUAAUUAUUAAAAGAUAUUAGAAUAAUUUGUAAAAUAUUAUUUUGUUAACCCUAUAAAUCCGUAAAAAUUCAUUUUUAAAUGUUUUUAAUUUUUACCAAUUCGAUUGAUUUACUCAGAAUUGCCAAACCAUCUUUGAUAUCAAAUGGAAAGCUUUGUUUCUCAGAAUUUAAAUAGAUAUAGCUUUCUGUCAUUUAUGAAAGUUAAAAAACAUUUCAAUCGCUGUUGAAUAAUGGUCAAAAAGGUUUUUCUGAAGCAUCAACAUUGAACUUUUAAUAAAGCACGCAUUUGGAUUGGUUUUACGUGUGGAACAUUUAAGUGUGAUUGGUUAUCCUUUUAUUAAAUUUGGUUGGACAGAGCAGUGUAUGCUCUGUAGAUAUGCAAUUUUUUAAUUGGGUGUCACCCCUGAGAUGGUGUCACGCGGUACGGUCCGCAACCCCCCUAGCUAUGCCACUGUAACUUAGUAUAUUAAAAAUGAUGAAGGGCUAGUGACUAGUCCUCAGAGGAGCUAGAGGCCAUCUAUAUAAUAUGAUAUAUCAUAAUAUAUGACAUGACUCAUGAUGACAUGUUAUUUUUGCAAAAUUUAUCGCCCCCCUCCCCUAACAACAAAACAGGAUAUUUGAUACCCCCUCUCCCCCCCCCCCCCCCCAGCUCUCCGCCAAUGCCCCCCUCCAGAUGUGUGACAUGAUAUAUGAUUGGCCCCCUAAUCAUUUUAUUUUUUUUAAACUGACUUGUAGGGCAUGUUAAAAACUAAAAUUUGAAUAUCAAAGAAAUUGUUAAAAAAUGAAACAAUUCUUUUUAACUUCAAGCCUCAUCCUUGAGCUGUAAAGAUAGAAAUGGACGCUGAUACUGAUGUAAUUCUCCCAGCAGCUGGUACAAGUGAAAGGAUGAAAAAUUCUAUUGCCAAGCAAUUUCUCAAAAUUCUUGGUAGACACAUCAUUGCAUACACAGUUGAUUCUUUUCACAGGUGAAAACUAUCCCAGUAAUUUAAUAUUUACAGUUCUUUUUCUUCUGUAAAUGAGGUUUUAAAGAUGGGUUAACAAUAUUGCACUGCAUUUUAUUUUUCAAUAACAACUUUCUUUUUAUUUAUUUUUUUGUGUCAGGUUAGUGUACAAAACUUAAUUUUAAAUUUAUGAUUUUUUAAAAACACUUUAUUAAUAGUAAUAAUCUUUAAAGUUAAUAUCUUUAUACUAGGAUCCCACGGAUUCGUCACAUUAUCAUUACUGUCAAUUCUAACCACGUAGAGUCAACUCAGAAGCUAAUGACAAGCUAUGGUUUUGACAAAACCAUUGUGACGUCUGGGGGCGAAACAAGACAUAGGUCCAUAUUUUGUGGUGUGAAGGCUCUGCAGCAACUACCAGGUGAAUUUAACAACUUAGGUUUAUCUUUAUAUAUCACAAUGUCUACUUAAAAUCGAUCAGUUAUGAUUUCAUUGUUAUGUAUGGACUCAAUGCAUAUAUCUGAAAGUACAUUUUUAACUGAUAAAAGUUAUCUGCUUUUUUUUUUUUUUUUUUUUUUUUUUAAAUUUUUUUAAUUUUUUUUGGGUAGCACAUUAAUUCCAAUUAAUUGCAAUUUUUUUUUUUUUUUUUUUUUUUUUUUUUUUUUUUAAAUCUUAUUAAUUUAUUUGAGGUAGCACACUAAUUCCAAUCAAUUGCAAUUUUUGUUAUUUUUUGUUCAAAUAAUAUUGGGUUUAUCUAUGAAAUAAGUGACUACGCAAACUAAGUUGAGAGCAAUGUCACUUCUUAAUGUAUGUUUCUCCAUUAGGCUAUUCAGGCUCCAGUAUUGUUAUUAUCCAUGAUGCUGCUCGACCGUUUGUGCCAGAACAUAUCACUUUGAAAGUAGCCGAGUCAGCUCAUUUAUUUGGCGUAAGAGAAACUUUACUUACAAUUUUUAAUUACUUUAAAUCAAUAUAAUAAAAACAUGUUGAUUUUAAUAAAAGAUUUGGGAAUAUUUUAUGAAUUCACUUAAUCCAUCCUUGCAGAUUAAAAUAUUGAUCUCUAUUUCAACUUAAUUCUGUACCAAAGAAUGUAAAAAAAAAUGUAUUGUUCAAUCUUUAGUACAACUUAAACCUACUAUUUCCUCCUGCUUUUAAAGUUUUUAUUUUACUGCUAUUCAUCUAGUCUUGUCAUCAACAGAAUUUUUAAUAUCUUUUAAAAAAAAUUAAAAAAUAAUUUGAAUAUUUUCUUACCUUUUUCCCCAAAAUAAUUUUAUAUCAUUAAAAAGAUCAGUUUCUUCUUUUUUAAGGCCGCUGGAGUGACAAGGCCUUUAGUUUCAACAGUGAUAAGGGGAGGAACUGAUGGCAAAUUGACAGAUGCACUAGACAGAAGGCUUUACAGAAACAGCGAGAUGCCUCAAGCUUUUAGGCUGGACAUUAUAGCAAAUGCUUAUGAAAAAGUAAUACACAUUAGUUCAAUGUCCAUUUAAAAAACUAUGUCAGAAAUAACACGGUAAAAGAUAGCUAGAUUGCAAGAGUGUUCUGCUCUAUGGCAUUGUGUCAAAAUGAAAUUUCAUCUUAAGUUUAGCAUAAUUUUAGAACUGAUGCGUAACAGAGUAAAUAGUAACAUAUACUAGCAGGUAUUACUAAUCUGAACCUAUGCGUUAUUUCAAAUUAUGAAAUAAUGCAAUUGUUAAUUGCGUUAAUUACGACAUUUCAUACUGUAUUAGUAUUAUACUGAAAAAUUAUGAAUUAUUGAGUAAUCUGAUUAUCAUCACGUGAGAUGUUGGGAUCAAUGAGCUUGUUAGGUAAGGUUUCUAGAAUCAAUAAUUUGUGUGUUUUCCAUUCUUGUAUAAUUAAUUCAGUUUUAGUGAAAUUGUAUAUAGGGAUUAGAUAAGGAGAGUGACUGCCAGCAGAAUAAUACUCAUAUUUAAAAUAUGUAUUGCAGAGUUCAGAAGAUGAUUUUAAUUUUGGAACAGAAUGUUUACUGCUAGCAAUGAAAUACUCUGACUGUCAAGCAUUCUUGGUGGAAGGAACGGAUGAUUUAUGGAAAGUAAGAAUAUAAGAAAAAUAACUUUUUUGAAAAUACUGUUUGAGUUUGAUUAAUUUGUAAUGCUCAGGAAUAGUUGUUCAAAAGAACGAAGUUGUUUCAAAUAAGUACAUAUUUUAUAAAAGUAUGUUAUGUAUAGGGGUCUCAGAGAACUAAAACAGCUGUUCACUUUUGAAUACCCAGUCCUGAAUUAAAGUUCUGAAUGAUUUAAAGCACUUUAUUAUUUAUUCACAUGAAGGUUUAAACUAAUGGCAUUUAAUUUAAUUAAUUCCUUUGAACCAUAACAGAAUUAUGUCUACUCUAAACUUAACUUGAAAGUUUUUUUUAACAAAUGUUGAUUUUCAUGAAAUUAUAUUAAAAACAAAGUUUUGUUUGUUAAAACAGGUAACUUACCAAAAAGAUCUUUACUCUAUGGAAUCAAUUGUGAAAGGUUGUGUUUUACACUUUUAAGUUUAAGUGCUUUUUUUAAGAGCUGUUUCACUUACAUGCUAUUUCCCAAAAUGAGCUAUAGCAAAAAAUACGAGUUACGAAGUGUAAUACAUAUUAAUCAACUAAUUUAUUUCAUAAAUCUUUCCCAAUUAUUAUAAUGUUAAUUCUGAUCUAUUAAAUUUAAAUUGAAUGCUUUUAUUUUUUUAUAUUAGUUUUCCUUUCCUGUUUACAAUUAAAUACAAUUUUCUUCAUUUGAUUUUCAGAAAAAUUUACACAAGUCUCAAUCAUAAAUAUGUGUAAAAGAAAAAGACUGACAGAUAUUGAUUUGUUAAACAACACAUUAAAAAAUUUGCAGUUGAAGGUUGGUUUUCUUAAUUUUUUUUCCUUUUGGAUAUCAAAUCAAUUUUUCAACACCAAAAUUCUUUGUGACUAAUGAUUUCAUUUUUUUAAAACAAAUUGUCCUCCUUUCCACUGUUUAAAAUUAUACAAUUUUUUUAUGAGCAUUCAAGCAGUUUUUUUGUGUUAUUUCUACCCACACCUGUCAAAUUAUUUUCUGUUUUCAGGUAACAGACACUGAAAAAGAACCAGCCAACACAUUUGUUAUACUAUUGGAAUCUAAAGCUAUCCCUGAUUUACAAGAACUAACCUCCACUAUAUCCCACACUUACAGCCGUUUACCAAACUCUGCUGUGAAUCUCAGAUUAUAUGUCCUGUUAGUCUUUGUAUGGAACCCAAGCUCUGAAUCUCAACUCGCUGAAACUCAAGGAUUAAAGCAAUUGACUAAAACUCCUGUCUGUGUGUUAAGUUAUGGUGAGUGCCAACCUGAAACACACCCAAAAGAUGCCCAGCUUAGCGGCAGUGAUGUGAUAAGUCCUGCAAUAGAUGUUGUUACAACCAACGUUACAAAUGAAUCUAGAGAAAGAACAUGCUGCGUUGGUGAAAAGAGGAGACUUGAUUCCAUGGUGUGUGAUAAAAAUGCAGUGCCAGCUGUCAGUGAUGUAGAUAAAUUAAAAGUUAAUAAGCCCACUUCAAAGAGCUUGGAUAAUUUGGGAUUGUGUUCAGCUGUGGUUAAACAAGUGAAGGAAAUGCUGGAAUCUGAAAGUUCUGGUGAUGACUCAACAGUAUUAGGGAUUUGUCUCAAGGUGAGCAACAUUCAUGAGAUGUAGUUAAUUUGUAUGCUAUGAGACUCAAUGUGCCCCCCAAAAAAAUAAUUUCUACUUUUUUAAGGGAAUACACUAAUCCAGGGUGUUGUAGAAAAAUGGGAAAAUGCAAAUGAGCGGAGUGUAUUCCAAGUCACUACUUUGGCUCAAUAGAAAGGCAAGACUGUACUGUUUCCUUUCAAAGUCUGAAGGCCUAUUUCAGUUGGAUUUGACCAAAACUAAUAACCCCCUAAAUGGUGGGUGUCCAUCUGAUAGAUAAAUGGUUGAGAAUAUGUAUAACAUUCAGCCAAAUGAAUGAUUCAGACUACUAAUGUGGUGCACAUUUAAUAGUUUCCUAAAUAUGAAGGUUCACAUAGUAAGCAAAAAAUAAAAAUAAAUUCAUGAAACUGAGCUAUCUUUGCUUUUUGGCAUUAUUUUACAGUAUAUUUUUAAAGAAAAAUUGCUUACUCAUAUUUAAAAUUUAAGUUCCUUUCUUCUUAUUCUCCAUUUAAAAUUAUGAGCUUCAAUUAAAUGCAUUCAUUGUCUUUAACUUAAACGAUGCAUAUAUUAAAAUUAGAACAUUCAAUAUUUUCUUUUUGACAGACAGAUUUCUUCGCAUCAGAACAAAUUUCAGAUCUCAUUUGGCAGAGGAGUUCAGGUUUGGAUGGUCAAGUUCUCAUCUAUUAAAGUUGUAUUCAUACAGAUUUUGAUAUGUGGAAACCUCUUCCUGAGAGGGGCAGGGAUAAACUCUCUUUUGUUAUGGAGUUGAAUUCUCUUCUCUGGGACCUACUGAUGCACAUGUGUAAAAGGAAAACUAGUUAUGGAGUUGAAAUCUCUUCUCC
This is a messenger RNA of Lymnaea stagnalis (great pond snail), 7576 nucleotides long. The record is from the annotation of a GenBank genome assembly. Lineage: Eukaryota; Metazoa; Mollusca; Gastropoda; Lymnaeidae.